AUGGGAUCGCCAUGGGAAGAAAUUACCCGUGAGGUAUCUUCAGAGACCUUUCGGUCGAAAAUCGUGGCCUGUACGAAAAUCGUCUGGGAUUCGCUUCCAAGCGAGGAUACUCGCAGUCUCAAGCCUCCUUGCUGGAAGCAUAUUCGCAUUAAUUUUCUGCCCGCUGACGGCUCGGGCAAUAUCCAGCGCGCAGUCAAGGCUCUCACUCUUACUCUUUGGGAGCCCGCCCUCGACAUUCCCCAUUUCACAAUCUUCAUUUCUCCCCCGCAUGGAGCCAAACGUCUCCUCGAAAUCUCUGAUCUCGAGUAUUCCGACUCAGAGCCAGCCAAGAGAGACGUACCACCUGAGUGCCAGUCAUGUCUUGAUGACGUGGCAACCUUUGUCAAAGCUCUACUUGCUCGCCGUGCUAAGGACUCAAUGAAGCGUGGAUCCUCUCCGACUAGCCAUGCGCCGGGUAGCAGCUCUCAACGGAAGAAACAAGAUGUACUCUCAAGUGACAUCAAGUCUCAAACCGAGACACUCCCCGAGAAAGCCAUCAUCGCAGCUUUGCACUACGAACAUAGGACUUUUGGCGAGGACCAUAGCUUCGAACAAGGAACAAAAGUGAGGUUGAUCAAGUUGGGAUGGUGCCAAGUCCUUGAAUGCGGCGAAAAGCUCAUCAAAUGCGACAGCGUGAACUGCGACGUCAUGUCCUGCCCAGACCUCUCAUGCGUAGGAUCUAGGUUGGAAAAAAUACAGUCCUGCUCGCCUAACGGAUGUACCCACACGAAGAAUUGUCCUCGUAUCUGCUCGACAUGCCGCGCGCUCCCUAACGCACCGAUUGCGUCCUGCCCUUCCUGCAAAGUCAUAGUCUCCCGCUCCGAUCUUCGUAUCUGCUCGGGGCUCGGCUUCACAGACGACUUCGA
Messenger RNA from Stereum hirsutum FP-91666 SS1, 905 nucleotides. RefSeq lists its product as uncharacterized. The transcript has 2 exons. The annotation marks the transcript as partial. NCBI's taxonomy places the organism in Eukaryota, Fungi, Basidiomycota, Agaricomycetes, Russulales, Stereaceae. The record is from RefSeq and is a predicted model, not a curated record.